AAAGAACAGUCAAAAUUUACACCUCCAACGGAUACGUUCUACAAAUAUGUCACUAAAGAUACAAUUUAUACUCCUUGCCGCUUUGGUCUUUUUCGCUUUGGCCAGCACCAGCGUCUAUGCGGCCGAUACAACAACAGCUGCUCCAUCAAGCUAUGAAUAUGAUUCGACCGACUAUUAUGAUGACGGAAGUACAGACUAUCCAACAACAUCUACUGAUGAAUCCACCGACGAAAAUUCUUCAGAAGGAAGUACAGACGAUCCAACGUCAUACUAUGAUGAUGAAUCCACCGAAACGUCGACAAACCAGAGCAGCAGCUAGAAGACCAGCAGCAGCUAAAAGA
Bactrocera dorsalis (oriental fruit fly) is the source of this 341-nucleotide messenger RNA. RefSeq lists its product as uncharacterized. NCBI's taxonomy places the organism in Eukaryota, Metazoa, Arthropoda, Insecta, Diptera, Tephritidae. Bases 47 to 319 code for a protein of 90 amino acids. The record is from RefSeq and is a predicted model, not a curated record. The transcript has a single exon.